AUGAAUGUAAUAUAAGAGGUGAAAAAAUUACAUAAUGAUUUACAAAAUUCCGAAAAGAGCCAUAAAUAUAGAUAAAUAAUAGAAGAAUUAUCAGAAUACUUUCUUUUUGGAGAUCAAAAAAAAGAAGAAAUAUUUGAGUAUUCAUUAAAUAAUUUAUUAAGUUAUUUUGCAGAACAAAAUAUUUUAUACUUGUUUUUUUAGAAACUUAAGACAGCAAAUCAUCAAUUAACAAUUUUCAUUAUUGAAAAGAUGUCUAUGAUUAUGUAAAAUGCUAUCUCAAAAUAGUACUAAUCUAUAAAAUCCACUCAACUUAAAUUAUGUCUUAAGCAAUCCAGUUUUACAUGAAUUUAUAAACUAUAAUUAUGACUUUUCAAUUCCAGAAACUGUGGAUUAUUAUGUGAAUUUCUUAAAAACUAUAGCUAUCAGAAUUAAUCGAGAUAAUUUUUAUCUCUAUUUCAAUUAGCGAUAUUGUACCUUCCCUCUAUUAUGGUAAGCUCAAAAAUUUAUCAAUUAUCCAGAUGAAUUAGUUAAGAACACUGUCUAAAACAUUAUUUUAAGUUUAUCAAAAUGUAUAUUAUUGUAGAAUAUUCAUUGUAGUGUCAUCAGAUCCUAAAAGCGAAUAGCAAACUUAAUCUGUUAUAAUAAAUUAAAAUAAAAUUAUGAUUCAGUUUAAACAUUACCUUACAUCAUCACCUUUCAUUUCAGUGUACAUGAAAUAUAUAAUCCAUAUCCAAGAGAUUUUAUAAUCUAUAAAUCUAAAAUCAUAAGAUUAAUUAGAUAAAUUGGAGGAUACUCUAAUGUUUUUUAAUGAUCUUAUUUCUGAAUGUCCUUUUUUAUCAACCUUCUUAGAAAAAAUAAUUAUCGAUUAAUUAAUUUUGCCAAUUUUAGAUGGUUUAUUAUUAGGUAAAAAUACUUCAAUAAUACUUGGUUUUGAGGUAGGUUUAUUUACAAUUUAUCUAUUUCUCACAAAAUUACCUUUAGUUUAUACAAUUAUGUCUUUUUUUUAUGAAGAUUAAAUUUUUAUCGAUCCCUAAAUUUAAAAUCAUGUUUAUUAGAAAUAAUCUUAAAAAUGGUUUUAUGAUACAAAAAAUAUGGAACAAUAUUUUUAAUAAAUAUUUUAAAAGGAAUUUGAUGACAUUUAAUAUAAAAAUAAUUAAUUCAUCUAAAAUUCGAAAACUAAUUAAGUAGAAAAUCCAUAUAAAAAUUAAUUUCUUUAACUAUUAAGAGUAUUUAUAAGUUAGUAAUUUAGUCUAAAGAUAGUACAUUAUUGUAUCUAUAAUUAUCAAUUUGGUUUGUAGCAAAAUAACAUAAUUAUCAAAUACCAUCUAUUCAGAUUAUAAAAGUAAGCAUUCUAAUAUAAUUAGUUAUUUAAAAUAUAAGAGGAAUUAUAUUUUUCAAAAAAGCUUAUAGAGUUGAUAAUUUUAUUAUUGAUAAAUGAGGAUUUAAAAGAGUUGGAAUAAUUAUAUUAAGAGUUAUAAAAUAAUAUAGUCUCUAUGAUUUAGAAUUAUAAAGUUAAAAAUAAAAAAUUAAGUGAAGGAUUAUCUGUUAAUUGGGAUAUUAUCGAAAAUUUUGAUUGGGAUAAUUUUAAAGUAUCAAAACCAGAUGUAAAAUUAGAAGAUUUAAAAACUUAAAUUGAUAAUAAUAGACUUUAUGAAUUUAAAUACAUCUAUUUAUGGAUUUUGUUGAAGUGUUUAGUAAAGAAUUAUCCAAAAAAGAAAAUUGAAAAUAUCUAUAAAAUUGAUAAGGAGAUUUAACUUUACUAAGCUUGUGAAUUUAUAUAAAUACCAAAUUCAUAAAAUGUAAUAAAUAAAUAUAUAAACUAUAUAGUAUUUAAUGCUUGAUGUUGAAUAAGGAUAUAUAAUUCAUGCUUGUACUUAAAAUACAUCAAAUACAGCAAUAGUGAAAUUUCUAUAACCUUUAAAAGCUAUUGAAUGUUCAUUUAUGAAUGACAAUUUAAUAUUAGAAUGUAAUAUGCUAUGCAUAAAUAAAUUCAAACCAUAUUAAUUAAAAUUUUAAAAGGAUGUUAUAACAUCAGUAAUUGACAGAAUUUAUCAAGCAUAACAGUCAAUGAGUUAAUUAAUAAUUAAUAAAUUAGAAGCACUUUUAUGA
This is a messenger RNA of Paramecium sonneborni, 2109 nucleotides long. The record is from the annotation of a GenBank genome assembly. NCBI's taxonomy places the organism in Eukaryota, Ciliophora, Oligohymenophorea, Peniculida, Parameciidae.